Molecule: messenger RNA, 471 nt
Organism: Ectocarpus sp. CCAP 1310/34
Lineage: Eukaryota; Phaeophyceae; Ectocarpales; Ectocarpaceae
Source: the annotation of a GenBank genome assembly
UCACAUAGUACAUGCGUGAGCCUUUUGAUUUGGCAAUAUUGUCCUUGGGUGGGAGAAACCGAGUCGUUGGCCUGAACCGUCUGGCGGCCUGUUUUACGCACCGUUGUUCCGCCGCUCUGUUUGGCGAACUUUGACGACAAGUUGACCCCCCGUAGAGUUGACCAAAUGGACCAGCGCUCGGAGACUGGAGUGAUCGAUAAGCAUAGACCUGAUAUAUCGUUGCUAGAAUUUUGGAUCUGCGUUGUGAAAGCCGAAACAGAGCUUCGCGCACCGGUGCCUUAUUACGCUGCGGAACUUCCUCAACAGACACAGCUGCGGCGUGCGGUCGCGAGUCGGUGCUGCCGCACCGGCCGCGUUGUAUUCCUAUGUCGGCAACUGGGACCCGUUGUACCGCAUGCCUCAGUGGAGGAGAAGAAUCUGCCUUCCGACACAUGCGGGCAAGGACCAGCAGCCAAGUCCGGGAUUUCGUAG